This is a messenger RNA of Trematomus bernacchii (emerald rockcod), 4840 nucleotides long. RefSeq names its product ATP-binding cassette, sub-family C (CFTR/MRP), member 6a (gene abcc6a). Lineage: Eukaryota; Metazoa; Chordata; Actinopteri; Perciformes; Nototheniidae. Gene Ontology annotation, cellular component: membrane. The transcript has 31 exons. The coding region runs from base 1 to 4533 and encodes 1510 amino acids. Gene Ontology annotation, molecular function: ATP binding; ATP hydrolysis activity; ABC-type transporter activity. The record is from RefSeq and is a predicted model, not a curated record. Gene Ontology annotation, biological process: transmembrane transport.
AUGGAUGCCUUUUGCAGACUCAGCGGCCUGGACCCUCUGUGGGACUGGAACCGUACGUGGUACACAGCCAACCCGGACCUGACCCAGUGUUUCCAGAACACAGUAUUGGUGUGGGUCCCCUGUAUCUAUCUGUGGUUGCUGGCCCCUUUCUACUGCCUUUACCUCUACUAUUAUGACCACGGUCGCAUCCGAACGUCCUGCCUAUGCAGCUCCAAGAUGGUGUUGGGUUUCCUGUUGGCCUCCUUUGGCUUCGUUGAGUUCUUCUACAUCCUGCUGGAGAGGAGCCAGGAGAUCCAGCAGCACAUGGUCUUCCUCCUCAGCCCCAUCAUACGCAGCCUGACUGUGAUCUUGGCCUUAUGCAUCAUCCAGUUGGAAAGAAUAAGAGGCUGCCGUUCCUCCAUAUUCCUCUUCCUGUUCUGGGUCUUGGCUGUUAUCUGUUCCCUGGUGCCUCUCAGGGCGAAGAUCCAGCUGGCUAUGGACGAGGGCAUUGCAUCUGAUAUCGUACGAUACCUCGCCUUUUUCUCCUAUUUCACAAUCCAACUGGCCCAGCUCUUCCUGUGCUGUUUUGCUGACCAGCCUCCAGAGGGAAAAAACACAUUUCAAAAGAAUCCCUGUCCUGUGCAAGAUGCCUCUUUCCUCUCAAAGAUUCUCUUCUGGUGGUUCACUGGGCUUGUUGUGAAAGGAUAUCGCACCCCGCUGGCAGGAGAGGACCUGUGGACGCUGAGGGAGGAAGACACAUCGCGCAAGAUCAUCUCUGAGCUGGAAGAGAACUGGACGGAUGAAUGUGCCGAACUUCAAAAGCAGGAGAAGGCCUUAGCGUCGGGUGUGGCGCUGGGGAGCAGACUGCCGGACCAGGCGCAGCUCCUCCGGAAGUUGCAGAAGGAGCAGAGCUCUGGUUUCUUCCUGCUCAGGACGCUGGCACGCAAUUUCGGCCAAUACUUUCUGACCGGCACCCUGUGCAUCAUAUUCCACGAUGUGUUCAUGUUCGCCAUCCCCCAGGUGCUCAGUCUUCUUCUGGAUUUCAUGAGAGACGAAGAUGCUCCACUGUGGAAAGGCUACUUCUACGCCACUCUAAUGUUCCUGCUGUCCUGUCUCCAGUCCCUCUUCAGCCAUCAGUACAUGUACACUUGCUUCACAGUGGGAAUGAGGGUGAAGACCGCUGUCAUGGGAUUGGUUUACAGGAAGUCUUUGGUGAUAAACAGCGCUGCCAGGAGGACUUGCACCGUGGGCGAGAUUGUGAAUCUGGUUUCGGCUGACACUCAGAAGCUCAUGGACUUUGUGGUUUACUUCAACGCUGUCUGGCUGGCUCCUAUUGAGAUUGCUCUUUGUCUCUUCUUCCUUUGGCAGCAUCUCGGCCCAUCGGCUCUCGCAGGAAUCGCCACUGUCAUUCUCAUUUUUCCACUCAACGGGUUCAUAGCGAAGAAAAGAAGCAAGCUCCAGGAGAUCCAGAUGAAGUGCAUGGACGGCCGCAUCAGACUGAUGAAUGAGAUCCUGAACGGAAUAAAGAUCCUGAAGUUCUACGCCUGGGAGAAGGCCUUCCUGGAGAAGGUUUUGGGCCACAGAGAAAAAGAGCUCCAAGCCCUGAAGAAAUCUCAGAUCCUUUAUUCCAUCUCCAUUGCAUCCUUUAACUCCUCUUCUUUUCUGAUUGCCUUUUCCAUGUUCGGAGUGUAUGUGACACUCGAUGACAGGAAUGUGCUGGAUGCACAGAAAGUUUUUGUCUCAAUGGCGCUGAUCAACAUUCUGAAGACCCCACUCAGCCAGCUUCCAUUCGCUAUAAGCACGACGAUGCAGGCUAUGGUUUCACUGAGGCGUCUGGGGAAGUACCUGUGCUCUGAGGAACUGAAGGUGGAAAACGUCUCAAAAGCUCCAUCGACCUCUGAUGGUGAAGACGUGGUGAUAGAAAACGGCACUUUUAGUUGGUCUGCAGAGGGCCCUCCAUGUCUUAAAAGGAUCAGUAUCCAUGUGCCACGAGGUUCCCUCGUUGCUGUGGUUGGACAUGUGGGCAGUGGAAAGUCCUCCUUGUUGUCUGCCAUGCUUGGUGAAACAGAGAAAAGGAGCGGUCAUGUCAGUGUUAAGGGCUCCGUGGCGUAUGUGCCCCAACAGGCCUGGAUCCAGAAUGCCACAGUCCAAGACAACAUCAUAUUUGGCCGUGAAAAAAUGAAGACGUGGUACCACCGAGUGCUGGAGGCCUGCGCACUGCUGCCAGACCUGGAAAUCCUACCUGCUGGAGAUGCUACAGAAAUUGGGGAAAAGGGAUUGAACCUCUCCGGUGGGCAGAAGCAGAGAGUGAGCCUGGCUCGGGCCGUCUACAGAAAGGCCGAUGUAUACCUAAUGGAUGAUCCUCUGUCUGCUGUUGAUGCACAUGUCGGUCAACACAUCUUUGACAAAGUCGUUGGACCAAAGGGAGUCCUUAGGGACAAGACCCGCAUCCUAGUGACCCAUGGGAUGAGCUUCCUGCCGCAGGCUGACCUCAUCCUUGUUCUGGUAGAUGGAGAAAUCACAGAGAGCGGCUCCUACCAGGAGCUCCUCAGCCGCCAUGGCGCCUUCGCCGACUUCAUUCACACAUUCGCCAACACUGAGCGAAAAGAGAGCGCCAUACAGAGAGCUGGUUCCAGGAGGUCCAAUGCUCGUCUCAGCAUGGUCGACUUUAUGCCAUUCUCCAGAGAUCUGUCACAGGAGCAACUUAUUGGGGGUGACACCACGAAUACAAACCUGCAGAACAUGGAGCCUGUGUCUGAAACAGACGAAGAACAAGUACCAGAGGACUUGGGCAAGCUCACUAAAGCUGAUAAGGCCAACACUGGAAGGGUGAGGUUGGCGAUGUACAAGAAGUACUUCAAGACCAUCGGCUUGGUCAGCAUCAUCCCCAUCGUCUUCCUGUAUGCUUUUCAGCAAGGCGCCUCACUGGCCUACAACUACUGGCUGAGCAUGUGGGCUGAUGACCCGAUUGUUAACGGCACACAAACGGAUACGGACCUCAAGCUGACCGUGUUUGGUGCGCUGGGUUUUGUGCAAGGUAUUGCAAUCUUUGGGACAACGGUCGCCAUCUCCAUCUGCGGUAUCAUCGCCUCCCGCCACUUGCAUAUGGAGCUGCUGAUCAACGUGCUGCACUCUCCAAUGUCUUUCUUCGAGUGCACGCCCAGUGGCAACCUACUCAACCGCUUUUCCAAAGAGAUCGACGCCAUCGACUGCAUGGUCCCAGAAGGCUUGAAGAUGAUGCUGAGCUAUGUUUUUAAACUCAUGGAAGUCUGCAUCAUUGUGAUGAUGGCGACACCCUUUGCGGCCGUGAUCAUCCUGCCCCUCGCUUUCCUUUACGCCUUUGUCCAGAGCUUCUACGUCGCCACAUCCUGUCAGCUGCGGAGGCUGGAGGCUGUGAGCCGCUCGCCCAUCUACACACACUUCAACGAGACGGUGCAGGGCGCCAGCGUCAUCCGGGCCUUCGGCGAGCAGUCCAGGUUCAUUCAGCAGGCUAAUGAGAGGGUGGACUUCAAUCAGACCUCCUACUUCCCCCGAUUUGUGGCCACUCGGUGGCUGGCAGUCAAUCUGGAGUUUGUUGGUAAUGGUGUGGUCUUAGCUGCCGCCAUUCUCUCUGUGAUGGGAAAAGGCACCCUGAGCCCAGGAAUAGUCGGUUUGGCUGUGUCACACUCCCUCCAGGUGACUGGAAUCUUGAGUUGGAUAGUGAGAUCCUGGACUGAUGUGGAAAACAACAUUGUGUCUGUGGAGAGGGUCAAUGAGUAUGCGGAGACUGCUAAAGAGGCGAGUUGGAGUAUCGAAGGCAGCUCCUUGCCCCUGGCUUGGCCUCAGAGAGGUGCUAUUGAGUUCCAGGACUACGGGCUGCAGUACCGUAAAGGCCUUGAGUUGGCUCUGAAGGGCAUUACCAUGCAAGUUCAUGAAAGAGAGAGGAUUGGAAUUGUGGGUCGGACAGGAGCAGGGAAGUCCUCACUUGCCUUGGGAAUCUUCCGGAUCUUGGAGGCAGCGAAAGGAAAAAUCUUUGUAGAUGGAGUGAACAUCGCUGACAUCGGACUGCAUGACCUCAGAUCCCGCAUUACUAUCAUUCCUCAGGACCCUGUGCUGUUCUCAGGCUCGCUCCGGAUGAACCUCGACCCCUUUGACAGCUACACAGAUGAGGAGGUGUGGAGGUCGCUGGAGCUCGCCCACCUCAAAAACUUUAUCUCAAAUCUGCCUGACAAACUCAACCACGAAUGCUCAGAGGGAGGAGAAAACCUCAGUCUGGGUCAGCGCCAGCUCGUGUGCCUGGCCAGGGCCCUGCUGAGGAAAACCAAGAUCCUGGUUUUGGACGAGGCGACAGCUGCUGUCGACCUGGAGACGGACAUGCUCAUCCAGUCCACAAUCCGCACACAGUUUGACGACUGCACUGUACUCACCGUUGCUCACCGCCUCAACACUAUCAUGGACUACACAAGAGUGAUCGUCAUGGACAGAGGCCUCAUUUCUGAGAUGGACACUCCAGCAAACCUCAUCGCACAGCGGGGACAGUUCUACGGGAUGUGCCGGGAGGCCGGGCUGGUCUAAGUCUUCAAUGGACGCUUCGUUCCAUGCAGCUGGUGUACAGAUGUGGCACCUUAUUUGCUAACGUUAAAUUGGGCUAUUUCAAGCUUCGUGGCAGCUCAAAAACGCCUCUCCAUGAGGGCAUUUUCAAUUAAUCUCAAGAACAGAUGCUGGCGCUGGUUUUUGACAGACACUACAGACAUUAUUAUCCUCAGAUGAUGAACAUUCAGAAGAAAGCUACAGUGGAUUGUAGAGUCUCCAAGCUAUUAAAGGUAGGGUAGGUAAGUUUGAGAAACCAGCUCGAGAUCGCUAGAAUUUGAAAAUACACAAC